This is a messenger RNA of Coccidioides posadasii C735 delta SOWgp, 588 nucleotides long. Its product is annotated as 66S preribosome component LOC1. Gene Ontology annotation, biological process: intracellular mRNA localization; ribosomal large subunit biogenesis. Gene Ontology annotation, molecular function: mRNA binding. Lineage: Eukaryota; Fungi; Ascomycota; Eurotiomycetes; Onygenales; Onygenaceae. Gene Ontology annotation, cellular component: preribosome, large subunit precursor; nucleolus. The record is from RefSeq and is a predicted model, not a curated record.
AUGGCACCAAACAGAGGAGCUUCCUCCUCUAAGCAAUCGAACAAAUCUGCCUCCAAAAAGUCCUCUUCCUCAUCUACCCUGGCAUCGAAAUCUCGAGUUUCAAAAUCCUCUGCAAACAAGAACGCUAAACGUCCACCCCCAAAAGAAGUUAAAACCAAAGCCCGGACGGAGAAAGCCCUCCAGAAAAAGACGAAGAAGCGGGAGUAUACGGAGAAGGAAUUGAAUUUGCCCGCGCUCAAUAUGAUUACACCUGUCGGUGUGCAGAAACCAAGAGGGAAGAAGAAAGGGAAGGUUUUUGUGGAUGAUCAAGAGAGUAUGAUGACUAUUCUAGCAAUGGUUAACGCUGAAAAGGAAGGUCAGAUUGAAUCGAAGAUUAUGAAAGCGAGACAGAUGGAAGAAAUCCGUGAAGCCAGAAGGAAAGAAGCAGAGGCGAGACAAGAACAGAGGAAAUUCAAAUAUGAAGAAACUAAGGAAUUAUUGAAACGGAAGCGGAAAAACGGCGGAAAAGAGCAACAAGCAAAGAAAGAUAAUGAUCAGUCAACUACACCUCCGAAAAAGCCGAAUAAGAAACGCGUUGCUUUCGCCUGA